AUGUUCAUGGAGCGAAGACCCAAUUUCGACCGUGUUGACGAGGAGACAAAAUUCUGGGCCAAAACUGGUGCUUGGUUUUUAGGUCCAAAAGGUGACAAUGCAGCAAUUUUCAAGGAUCUCGUCAAUGACGCUAUUGACAAGCAUAUUCUAUUCAGGCGAAGCUACUACCCAUGUGACCCACAUUUUGUUACAGACGAGAUGCGCGAGGCUGAAUCUUUUAAAGAUGCCAUCAACAAGACGAAGAAUGAACUGCACAAUAUCCAAAAAGAACUCAUCAAAGCUGUGCCAUUCUUCACACCAAGAUAUAAGAGUCACGUGGGUGAGGAUACUGUGAUGUCUGCAAAUCUUGGUUAUCUAACAGGAUUGUUGUUCAAUCAAAAUAACUGUGCUGCAGAAGCUUCUUCUGUUACUACAAAAUACGAGUUGGAAGUAGGAGAAGAUCUUUGCAAGAUGGUAGGUUUUGAUCCUGAGAAAGCCGGGGGACAUCUUGUUACAGGUGGUACUCUAGCAAACAUCGAGUCUAUGUGGGCAGCUCGCAACGUCAAGUAUUACCCACUGGGACUACAAGAUGCCAUCAGGAAUGAAGACAUGCUUGCUAAAGCAAAAGCCGAUUUUACAGUUUACUUGCCACACAAAGAUGACCAUGUGAGAAUUGUGGACGCCACGAAUUGGGAGCUCAAUGAUGGAGUGAUGCAAUAUCUCCGUGAAAUUGGACCAGACAUCAUGAUGCCCGGUUUCUCCAUCAACAUAAAAGGCAACACUGAUGUCAACUUAGUGAACGACAUAGUUCAAGCUGUCUUCAAAGACCUGUGCAUGUCUGAUGACCGAGUCAGCGCUUUUAGAUUCCCAAUGGUAGUUACAGCAUCUACGAAAAAGCACACAAAACACAGUUCAGCAUUGAAAGAGUUCAAGAAGAGACUUGGGAUUGAUAGUUAUGACACAACCGGUGUCAAGUUCAUCAUGACAACAUGYAUGAAUGCCUACGGCACCACCAUGGAUUUCGCUGGAGAACUGGCAGSCAGUUUUAGGAAUGUUAUUCUGUAUUCUAUUGGAACAGUGACUGAUCCAAGCGCUCAUCAUGACUUUGUGACAACCGGUGCCUUGGACAAGAAUAAACAAAUGGUCAUGUAUUAUGCAGGACGAUUCCCUAACGUCUCUCAUCAAUACCACGCUAUAGCCAAGUGCCAGUUCAUCAACGAAACKGAUGGAGAUGUUGCAGUAGAGGGAGCAGCACAGCGAGGAGGACCAUUAGUGCUUCGUGGAGUGGAACCUAAUCGUGUUCAUGAUAUGCUGUUGUAUGAUUUUGAUGAGGGAGAUUCAGGUCGACAURAGCCUAAAGUUGUGGUUUACUGUUUCUCCGGUAUCCCCAAUGCAGAAAGCAAAUCAUUUAUGAAAACCAACAUAAGASUUGUGGAUGUGGCAAGGUUUGACCACUUUGAUCUUAACAUUACCGGCUACCCUGAAAAUAGCAGGUACUUCCUCUAUGGAAACAACGAGAAGGCCUAUAUUUCCCACAUUCCUGUCAAGAAACCAGAUUUUCUUCAGAUUGCGGAGCUAGAGGCCAUCCCAGCUGGUGUUUCAAAGCUGUUGGUUAAUUUCGGAGUAGAGAUCGAGAUGCCUUUCAGUGGAAAUCCAGUUGGUACYGAUGGCCAGAUUGAAGAUCCCUUAACUGAUGAUAGUUAUUUAGUGUCAUUUACUGGGGAAGGUGGCAAGGAGCAAACUGCUACCAUCAAAAUUGGCCAAAAGAUUUUAUUCGAACAGAAUUUGAUCAAUGGAAGGUAGACAGGCAUGGCACUCUGAUGUCUUGGAAAUUGUCCAGCUAGAAAGUCACUUGUUAUCAAUUUAGACUAGCAAUUUGAAUCAUAUUAUGGCGUAACUUUUAUCAUAAUUCGUCUAAAAUUUUCACACAUAUUUGUAAUACCACUAAUAACAAGGUUCAGAAAUAUUUUAGAG
Molecule: messenger RNA, 1953 nt
Organism: Exaiptasia diaphana
Lineage: Eukaryota; Metazoa; Cnidaria; Anthozoa; Actiniaria; Aiptasiidae
Exons: 9
Coding region: 1-1782 (593 amino acids)
Source: RefSeq, a predicted model, not a curated record